GCAGUCUGUGCCCUGGGCUGGGCAGCGGCUCCGGGGCCGCGCAUCCCACGCCCGGGCCGCGCGGACUCCCAGGCCGAGAGACCCCGCACCCAGCCCGGAGGGCCGAGUUUCCGCCGUGGGCCGGUGGAGCCAAAGCCGCGCCAGGGCGGGCGCGUCCAGGCCACCAGAUGUUCGCCAUCCAGCCGGGAGUGGCUGAGGGGGGCCAGUUCCUGGGGGGCCAGUUCCCGGGGGGCCCACCUUCUAGAGUAUGUCAGCCUGAGUUCCAACCUGACAGCAACUCCAACUUCAUGGCAAGCACCAAGGACACCAAUGAGAACUGGCGUGGGAUGCCAGACCAAAUGGAGCCCAUCCUGAUGAGGAGCUCUGCCAAGUUGCCCUCUGACAACCAGACCUUCCAGGCCCCUGGACUCCCCGAAGGAGAGGUCCGCAGCCCUCCAGAGGGGGCAGAGAUCCCCAGAGCUGAGCAUGAGAAAAUCGGUAGUGCAGGCACAGUCUGCUCCCCUCUAGAGGACAAUGGCUAUGCCAGCAGCUCCCUAAGCAUUGACAGCCCCAGCAGCAGCCCUGAGCCUGCCUGUGGGACCCCUCAAGGCCCUGGCCCUGCAGAUUCCCUUCUGCCCUCAGUGGCCCAGGCUGUGCAAAAGCUGCAGGCUCAAGAGCGCUACAAAGAGCAGGAGAAGGAGAAGCACCAUGUGCACUUGGUGAUGUACCGCCGUCUGGCCCUGCUCCAGUGGAUCCGAGGCCUGCAGUACCAGUUGGUUGACCAGCAGGCCCGUCUACAGGAGAGCUUUGACACCAUCCUAGACAACCGAAAGGAGCUCAUCCGCUGCUUCCAACAGAGGGCAGCACCAUCCAGGCCCCAGGACCAGGGCUAAGAGUGUGCCUCCACUGGGGUGCAAGGGUGUAUCUGUAUAUAUUUGCAGGCAUGUGUGUGGUUGAACACAAGUACAUGAUUAUUAACUGGUAUGAGUGCAGGUAAGCAUAAGUGAGCAUGCAUGUGCUAACAUGUGCCAGGCAUGUGUGAAUUAGUACCCAUGCACCACCUUAUGUGUGCUGUGUGUACACACAGGCUAACUUAUGUGCAGGCCCAUGUUGAGUGUGUCCAUCUGUGUAUAUAUAUGUUACACACAUGCCUCUUGUACAUGACAUACAUGUAAGAUGGAGUUAAUUUGUGCAUGCAUGCAUGAACGGGGCCUCAGUGGUAUAUGCAUAUGUACAUAAGCGAGGUGCUAUAGUUGGCCCUUGAACAACACAGAUGGAAACUGCAUUGGUCCCCUUAUAUAUGGUUUUUUUUCAAUAAAUAUAUACAGUUCUGCAGAUGUAUUUUCUCUUAAGAUUUUCUUAAGAACAUUUUCUUUAGCUUUAUUGUAAGAAUAUAGUAUGUAAUACAUAUAACAUACAAAGUAAAUGUUAGUUGACUGUUCAUAUUAUCAAUAAGACUUCCAGUCAGCUGCAGGCUGUUAGUACUUAAGUUUUUGGAGAGUCAAAAGUUAUACCUGGAGCUUUGACUGUUUCAGGGGUUGGAACCCUGAAACAUUGUUCAAGUGUCAGCUGUAUAUGCAAAAGGUAUGUGUGCACCUAGGAGUGAGUUUGAACAUGCAGGCUUAUGGCAGGUGUGAGAGUGAGCCUAUAGGCAGGGGUGCGUGUGUGCAGCUGCAGGCAUGGGAAAUGUAUGAUAGGAACAUGUGUAUUUGCAGGCAGAGUCCCAAGCAUGUGUGUGCAAAUAUAUGUUCCAUUCCCCCUGUGGGGCAUCCAUCCACACCCUGUGUUACCCAUGGCCUGCCAUAGCCUUUUGUCCACAGGGUCCCACUGCUUCCUGGAAAAGAGGGCUGCCUGCUGUCAUUUACCCGAGGGAAUUAGUGUCAGGGAGGGGAGCUGAGGGUGGUGAUGGACACUUGAACUCUGCGGCUGGGCACAUGGGAGAUGGGGAUGGAGAAACGAUGCUGGCAGGACCUUGUGAAGAACAGGAGUUUGGGAAUUCUGCAACACCAGUUCCGAACAAACCACUAACCGUCUCCUCUCCGCAAAGGAGCUCUUGCAGACCACGUUGAUUUAAGCUUCUGAUGAAAAGAAAUGUGUGCGUCUAAGCUUGCUGUUGAGUAAAAUCUCACUUCCCUCUCUGUGCCUCUACACCCCUCUCUGCCUUUAGCAGCACUGGAUGUUGAAUUAAUUUGGUUUGUUUCCCUGAAAUCAGAAUGUCUGUGCCAGGAGGAGCCAGGGUGGGUCCUGCUUUCAAGGGUGGGCAGGGGGCAGUGUCAGCCCUGCUUCUGUAAACUUAGGAUGCUGAGUCAUACCCCCUCCCGUCACUGAAUGGCCCUUUAAAUGUCGACGGGCUCCAGCAGAAGCUCUGAGAACUAGAGCUGGUGAGUUCUGGGGACAGCCAAAGACUAACGUAGCCAAUCUCUCUGUUUGGCUUCUGGGAGCCCAAAGGUUGCGAGACCCUGAUGGGCAAGCAAUUCCCUGGAGGUCACUGGUGCUGCCUCCCACCCUCAGUCUUCCAACCUGCAAAAUGCCAGGGCUCUUUCUGACUGCCCCUAAAGAGUUCCAUCCCUAACAAUGGGUGGGUGGAUGCACUGGGGAGGGAGGCUGAAGCAGUGACCCUGAGGACUUUGUGUCUAGCUCUUGCAUGUUGAGUGUGAACCACAAUGAAUAAAUAAACUG
Molecule: messenger RNA, 2658 nt
Organism: Artibeus jamaicensis (Jamaican fruit-eating bat)
Lineage: Eukaryota; Metazoa; Chordata; Mammalia; Chiroptera; Phyllostomidae
Gene: CUNH1orf216
Product: chromosome unknown C1orf216 homolog
Exons: 2
Coding region: 168-872 (234 amino acids)
Source: RefSeq, a predicted model, not a curated record